GUGCGCAUAGAAAUUGGAAAGAAGGAAGAGGAGGAAGUGGCAGAUCAUUUCAAGUAUGGCAGUUCUGCAAAUAUCAACAAUGGUGGUGAGGCCGCCCUGAAGUUGACCGCUGGCUUGGACCACUCCCAGGUCCUUAGGCCAAGUGGCCGGCUGGAGCGUCCGGCCUCGUACCGCAAGCCCACUCCUGAAGUGGAUGUCGGGAAUGGGAGAGUGCCCAGGGCCAAAGCCAAACCCAAAGCAGGAAACAGGAGGAUCGGUAAUGGUGAGGAUGUCCCACGUAAAAAGGACAAAGAGAUGCCUGACUACAAUGAGAUGCCGAUUGCCGCUACCCAUUGGUUGGUGGACCAACUUCUGAAGGAUUUGCAGACCGCAAAGGUGCUUCCCAUUAAGAUGGCCAAUAUGAAACAUCAGGAUGGGUUGCGCACAACUUUGAUGGAGCACGCCAGGGACCUGGAGAGCUCAUACUUCCAACUGAAGGCAGUUGCGGAUCAGAUCCCCAAGGAUGCAGAAUCUCAUGCAUUCCCUGACCUUGGGACUUGGCUGGGUAUUGCUGUGAAUCUUCGUGCGGCGUAUUUGGAAUCAGCUGCGAUGGCACACCAACUUUGCAAACCGAAAGGUGGUAGAAGGAAGAAGGCCCCAACACAUGAGACAAUUUCACGGCUGAAAGCCAAUAAAAUCAAACUGCAUAAUUAUGGGGCAGUUCACGCUAUAUAG
Molecule: messenger RNA, 714 nt
Organism: Cladocopium goreaui
Lineage: Eukaryota; Dinophyceae; Suessiales; Symbiodiniaceae
Source: the annotation of a GenBank genome assembly